AUGACUUCCCUCACAACUCACGCCUGUCUAUUGGUGGCUACCCUGGUGCUGAUGUGCGCAUGCGCACUGGCCAUUGACCCCGGCACGGCAACUGGUUGCUACGUGCACAACGCAAUGAGGCACACAGUCGAGAAAGAUGGCUGCCGACCCUACGAGAUCACCGUGAGUGGAUGCUGGGGUCGAUGUGCCACAAUUGAGGUUCCGGCACUCGAACCCCCAUUUGUGACUGCCUCCCACCCCGUGUGCGGCUUCACCUCCUACGAAGAGAGACACGUCCAGUUACCAGACUGUGACCCCGGGGUAGACCCCACCUACACCUACCAGAAUGCCCGCCGGUGCGAGUGCUCAACCAUAGAUUCCAGCAACACCAUGUACAGCUACAGACCCGACUAUUUCGUGUCCAAGAAGUAAAUGAAGACCUCCCAACAAUUUGGAUGAGAGCAUGAUAUUAAAAGUGCAUUUUAUGGUGUAAAUUAGUUUGGACAGGAAAUUGACCUUUUUACCAUGAUUCUUCAAUUGGAAUGUCCGGGCUGCGAUUUGUUUUCCUCAAACG
Messenger RNA from Patiria miniata (bat star), 553 nucleotides. Its product is annotated as glycoprotein hormone beta-5-like. The transcript has 2 exons. NCBI's taxonomy places the organism in Eukaryota, Metazoa, Echinodermata, Asteroidea, Valvatida, Asterinidae. The coding region runs from base 1 to 411 and encodes 136 amino acids. Gene Ontology annotation, cellular component: extracellular region; cytoplasm. The record is from RefSeq and is a predicted model, not a curated record. Gene Ontology annotation, molecular function: hormone activity. Gene Ontology annotation, biological process: G protein-coupled receptor signaling pathway.